Schistocerca piceifrons (Central American locust) is the source of this 2956-nucleotide messenger RNA. It is a transcript of the gene Noc1, whose product is annotated as CCAAT/enhancer-binding protein zeta. The transcript is spliced from 16 exons. Lineage: Eukaryota; Metazoa; Arthropoda; Insecta; Orthoptera; Acrididae. Bases 137 to 2857 code for a protein of 906 amino acids. Gene Ontology annotation, cellular component: nucleus. The record is from RefSeq and is a predicted model, not a curated record.
UCAUUUCAGAUCUUUGAGUAGUUUACAUCAAAAAGUUGAGAACACAUGUGGGGUUGUUUAUGUUUUUGUUUCAUAUGAAAUCAGAAAGAAGAGGAGUUAACUAACAAAGUUUUGCAGGUAGCUGUAGACUAGUAACAUGAAAGUUGAUACAGUGAAAUCAGAACCCAAACGUUUUAGCUCUAAAAAAAAGAAAAGUGUGGUGUCAACUUUUCAUGAAAUAGAAGACGAUGUUGGAACACAUGAGAUGGGAAAAUGGUACAAACAGGUUCCAGAUGAUCCAGAGGAAUUCUCAAAAGUGUCAGAUGCAGAAAUAGAACAUUUAAAAUUAGAAGCAAAGAAACUACUAAAUGAUGAGACUUGUUCAUAUACAAACAAAUUAUCAAAAGGUGGCAGACAGUUCGACUACUCAUGGAUGCGAACUGUUGUCAACAAGGGAACAGCCUCUGAUAAAGUUGCUGCAAACACAAUUCUUAUUCAAGAUUCACCUGUUCAUAAUGUGCCAACUCUAAAGAACUUGAUCAGCCUUGUCAAAGUUGGAAAGAAGAAUGAGUGUUUGAUGGUUAUAGACACUCUGACAGAACUUUUUAUGGCUGAUCUACUUCCUCCACACCGAAAGCUGAAAACUUUUGAAUCCAGGCCUCAUGUCAUCUUGCAGGGGUUAAGUGAAGGAAAUAAAGCCAAGAGACAAAAGUACCUCAUGUACUGGUUUUUUGAAGAUCAACUCAAGGAAUUGUACAUGACAUUUGUACAGUCACUACAGUCUGUCUCCCAUGAUUCUGUGGACAAGAAUAAAGAGAAAGCUAUAACAGCUUUCUAUAAACUGCUUGCAGGGAAUCCUGAACUAGAAAGUGUAUUACUUUCAAAUCUUGUUAACAAAUUGGGUGAUCCAAGUCAGAAGGUUGUUUCAAAAGUAAUGUAUUGCCUGACUCAGUUACUUCAUGUACAUCCAAACAUGAAAGGUGUUGUGACUGAAGAAAUUGAGAAACUUCUGUUCAGGCCUAAUAUAAAACAAAGAGCUCAGUAUUAUGGCCUGUGUUUUUUGACACAGCUGUUGUUCACUAAAGAUGAAGCGUCUCUGGCAGUUACAUUAAUUAAGUUAUAUUUUUCCUUCUUCAAAGCCUGUGUUAAAAAGGGAGAGAUUGAUUCAAGGCUGAUGAGUGCAUUAUUCACAGGAGUCAAUCGGGCAUUCCCAUUUGCUCGAAAUGAAAUUAACACUAUUAUGGAACAUAUUGAUACACUAUACAAAGUUGUGCAUAUAGCAUCCUUCAAUGUCAGUCUACAUGCCUUGUGCCUGCUGUUCCAUAUCACUGACCAAGAAAAUACAUCAGCUGACAGGUAUUACUCUGCCCUGUACAAGAAACUGGUGGAUCCACAAAUUGGAUGCUCUUCACACCAGGCUGCCUUUGUGAACCUCUUAUUCCGUUCCUUACAAAAGGAUACUAGCACUCCGCGAGUAUGUGCAUUCAUCAAACGUCUACUGCAGCUUUGUUUGGUGUGGCCAGUUCCUCUGGUAUGUGGUGUCCUGUACAUGAUUUCACAACUUUUAGUCAAACAUGCAAAUAUUUUAUCCUUUGAGCUGAAACAUACACCUAAAUUUGAAAAUGAUGGAAGUGAUGAAGAAGAACACUAUGAUGAUGUGCUAGAAGAGGAUAAGGCAUCUGAAGCUUCUACCAAUAAUGCAAUAAACAAUAAAAUAAAAAAUGAAGAAGUUAAGGGAACAUGGUUUCACUGUCAAAAUGAUAGGCACAAGGGUCUUAAAAAGAUACGUGCAUAUGAUGCUUUCCAAAGAAAUCCUCUGUUUGCUGGUGGGGAAUAUAGUGUAUGUACUGAACUGCGACACCUAAACAGCCAUUAUCACCCUACUGUGUCUCUGUUUGCACAGAAAAUUCUCCAAGGAGAAAAAAUAAUUUAUUCUGGAGAUCCACUUCAAGACUUCACUUUGUCAAGGUUUUUGGACAGAUUUGUUUUCAAAAACCCAAAGAAGAACUCUGAGAACUCUGAUACAGUGGUACACAAAGUCCAGUAUACUCCUACUGGAGUAAAGUCACUUGCUGUUACUAGUGACAGCUAUCUCAACACAGAUGAAUCGAAAAUACCUGUUGAUGAACUCUUUCUGUAUAGGUACCUGAAAAAGAAAAGAAAAGAUACAGUUCCCAAGGACACUGAAAGUGACAUUGAAAGUGUAGCAAGUGAGGAAUUUGAAGAAAUGAUUGAUAGUAUGAUGGGUGUAAAGAAGGGUGAUAUUGACUUCGCUAAUGAGGUUGCUGGUAAACUUACAUCAGCAGAAAAAAAAGAGACAGACAGUGACGAUGAUUCUGAUGGAAGUGGUGCUGAUCAAGAUAUGGAUGAUGUGUUUGAUGAUGAUCUUGAUGUUGAUGAGGAUCUUGAUGAAGAUAUUGAUGAUGGUGAUUUUGAUGAUGAUGAUGAUGAUGAUGAUGAUGAUAUUGGUAGUAGUACUGGAAGAGAUGAUAUUGAUGCAGAGGAUGAUGAUGAAGAGGAAUUAGUAUUCGAUGAUAUGUCUGAUGAAGAAGUUGAUGUAAAUAGCAUUCGGGAGGACAUAAGGAGGAAAAAGUUUUCAUUGAAGGCAAACAAAAAGAAAGGAAGAAUCCUACAGAAGAAAGGUCUUGAUGAAGAGAUUUUCAUCCCCGCUGAAGAGUUUGCUGAAAUAUUGGAAGAUACUGGAACGUCUGAUCACAAUGUAGGAAGCAUAUCAGCAGUGUCUACCAAAGAUAAUGCUGAUGUUAAACAGCUGAAAUGGGAGGCAAAGAGAGAUAUGUGGAUGCAGCAGAACAAGAAAUGGAAACGCAAACGUAAAGGAAAGCAAUCGGGACCUGUUACUAAGAGAAGAAGGAACUGAAUUCUCAGACAUUUGAAAUGUUUUUGCAACCAGUGUGUUUAUGUACAGUAACUCAGGCCAGAGAAGAAUGUAAAUAAAAUAUUAAUUAGUUUUAUUAUA